Messenger RNA from Phytomonas sp. EM1, 849 nucleotides. The record is from the annotation of a GenBank genome assembly. Lineage: Eukaryota; Euglenozoa; Kinetoplastea; Trypanosomatida; Trypanosomatidae.
AUGUUUCUUUCCGGGGUGGUUGCUUCGAGUGGGGGAGGGCGGGAGUGGCGGGCAGGGCCGCGCGCGCGCUCGCCACGAGGGGUUCACACCCUCGACCCCAUCCGCGUCGACCCUGGCGUCGGAGGGGGGGGUAGGGCAGAGGACGGCCCUCUUCCCCUUCCGCGAUCUCCUCCGUUUCCUCAGGGGGUUCUCCCGGAGGGAGGAGGAGCGGGAUCUUCACCGGCGGAUCUCGUCUUCGGCGCGAGCGCCGGGAGGCUUCUCGUGCGAGGGGGGGGGCGGCGUCUGGCGCGGCCGCUGACAACCCCAGGCGCGCGAGAGGACCUCGCGGCCUCCGCACUGGGCUCCAUCAGCAGCGCCCUGCACGCGGCUCGUCGGCGACGGGAUUGGGGAGUGGGAGGAGGAGGGGGGGGGUUGGGGGCCGAGGGCCUCUGCUAUCGCUUUACCCUCCGCCUAGGUGCGCUUCCCCCGGCCGACGCGGAUGACGCCGGUAUCGCCAUCGGCUUUGCGGAUCGAUUGCUGCCGAUGGAAAGCUUCGGCGCCGCGCGCAACUCCGUGCGGUACGCGGGUUGUUAUUACCUGCAUCUCCCCUAUGGUGGGCGAUUCGCGCCCGCUCAGGGCGUCGUGGAUGCCCCUUUGGAGGGGUGGGCUCGGGCAGCCAAAAUGCAGGGCGCGCGCGGUCUUCUGGUCGGCGACAAGGUGAGUUGCAUAUUGAUGAUGGAGGAGCGCUGCAUGCGGUAUGAGUGGAACGAUAUUGACUGUGGGGUCGCCUUCCGAAACAUUGACAUGAGUCGAUCGUUGUUUCCGGCAGUGGAAAUGAAUAGCGCCGGUUAUGAAGUGGAGCUGAUUUGA